ACCUGGAAAAACAAGCUCUCCACACACACACACACACACGCACGCAGUUAACAGUCCGCUAAAAACAACAACAACAACUACCACCAGCCAUGUUUCAACAAACCUCUACAAUCUAUUCUUUUGACAAGAAGACACACGGACAACCAGAAUAUCAACGCACCCUUCGUUUGGACGCAGAAAGCGCCCAGAAAGUGCUGUAUGUGCGGGGGACCACCUUGAAGGCGAACCUGGGCAGGAGCGCGCCUCCCAACUCCGCAUUCUUCUCAGUCAAAUGCACCCCCAACAUUCAGUGCAGCAUCGUCCCGCCUAUCCAGGCGACCUCUCACCUCUCCCCCAUCUCCCUCGAUGGAAAGUCAUUGCUGCUCAUCUCCAUGAGCAGUGCCAGCCAACAUGAGAACGACAGCAAGCUGACUGUCCGAUACUACGGGCAGGAUAAAGAAGUUUUGAGCAAUGCCAUCCUGCACCUGACGGCAAUUGAGAUCUCUCUCGACGUGGAUGCCGACCGAGAUGGCGUUGUGGAGAAAAACAACCCCAAUAAGGGAUCUUGGAAGUGGGGUCCCGAUGGGCAUGGAGCCAUCCUAUUGGUCAACUGUGACUCGGAGAGAAGCUAUUCCAAGAGACUCGACACUGAGGUGGACUACAUCUCCAAGCUGUCAGAUCUGCGGGACAUGUCCGAGAUGGUGCUGCGGACGCGAGGCCCCGCCAAGCUCCCGGCGGGCUACAAGCUCACCAUGCACAUAUCUCAGGGAGAUGCGGAGAGCGUCAGGGUGUACAGGCCCAGGCCUCGCUCCUACGGCAACUUCCUGCCCGGCGUAUCGGGCGGCUUUACGAGAGUGCUGACCAGCCAGGUGUUGUCCGGCGAGGUGCCGUACCUCGGGGGUGUAGCCGAGACUAGCUUUUACGUGGAGGGUCUCAGGUUUCCGGACAAGGACUUUGAUGGGCUCGUCAGUAUCAACCUUAGCCUGCUGGAGCCCAUUUGUAGAGGUCUUCCCGAGACCCCCAUUUUCACCGACACCGUUGUGUUCCGAGUGGCGCCGUGGAUCAUGACGCCAAACACCCUGCAGCCUGUUGAGGUGUUUGUGUGCAGCACGUCGGAUAACUACGGCUUCCUGAAAGGAAUGAAGAGUCUCGUGGCCAGCAGCGGCUACAAACUCAACAUCUGUCACGAGUAUAUGAACAGAGGCGACCGCUGGAUGCAAGAUGAGCUGGAGUUUGGCUACAUCGAAGCGCCGCAUCACCGCUUUCCCGUGGUCCUGGAUUCCCCCAGAGAUGGAAAACUUGUGGACUUUCCGUACAAUGAGCUACUGGGCCCCGACUUUGGCUACGUGACGAGAGUGGCCUUGAGGAAAGACGUGAGCAGUCUGGACUCGUUCGGCAAUCUGGAGGUCAGUCCUCCCGUCACGGUCAACGGGAAAGAGUAUCCGUUGGGAAGGAUCAUCAUCGGCGUGGCAUUUCCCACAACCACCAAAGGACGGAACAUGACCAAAGUGGUUCAAGACUUCCUGUGGGCACAGAAGGUCCAAGAACCCAUCGCCUUGUUUUCUGACUGGCUGGUUGUCGGCCACGUGGACGAAUUCAUGACGUUUGUUCCCGCGCCAGACAGGAAGGGCUUUCGGCUGCUGCUGGCCAGUCCAGACGCGGGCUACAAGCUAUUCAGAGGCCUAAAGAACAACGGUCACGGACAGGCCAAACUCUUCGAGGGGCGGAGUGACCAAGUGCCAAUCACAGUGGACGACGUACUUGAAGACGAAGCUUUCCAAGCUGAGAACAACUACGUUCAGAGCUGCAUCGACUGGAACCGAGACGUGCUGAAGCGAGAGCUGGGCCUGGACGACGCCGACAUCAUCGACCUGCCCAUCCUCUUCAAGUUGGAACAGGACGUUGACCACGAGUUUCGAGCCGUGGCCUUCUACCCCGACAUGGUCAACAUGAUCGUGCUGGGGCAAAGCCUGGGCAUUCCCAAGCCCUUCGGUCCCAAGGUGAACGACCGCUGCGCCCUGGAGGCGGAGAUGUGCUCCCUGAUGGAGGGCCUGGGACUCACCUGCACCUUCAUCGACGACUUCGCCUCCUACCACCGGCUCCUGGGCGAGGUCCACUGCGGCUCCAACGUGCGCAGGGAAGCGUUCGAGUUCAAGUGGUGGGACCUGGACUUGUGAGUCGAGCAUCCUGGGACUGGGAAGCAUCACCGCGAUGGGCUUUUCACGUCAUUAAACAUCUCUGUUGUCUUUAUUUACAAUGAGGAUGCAAAGCAAUACUGUAUGUACAAGCGAGUCUUUUUCACAAGCAGACAAACAGAAAUACAAUCAUUUCAAAUCAGAGCGCACUUGUUGGAUCGACCACUGAUUAAAAAAAAAUAAUAAAAUGGAAAAAGACG
Phycodurus eques (leafy seadragon) is the source of this 2374-nucleotide messenger RNA. RefSeq names its product peptidyl arginine deiminase, type II (gene padi2). The transcript is spliced from 16 exons. Gene Ontology annotation, cellular component: cytoplasm. NCBI's taxonomy places the organism in Eukaryota, Metazoa, Chordata, Actinopteri, Syngnathiformes, Syngnathidae. The record is from RefSeq and is a predicted model, not a curated record. Gene Ontology annotation, molecular function: protein-arginine deiminase activity; calcium ion binding. Bases 90 to 2156 code for a protein of 688 amino acids.